Molecule: messenger RNA, 1894 nt
Organism: Diospyros lotus (date-plum)
Lineage: Eukaryota; Viridiplantae; Streptophyta; Magnoliopsida; Ericales; Ebenaceae
Product: chaperone protein dnaJ 15-like
Exons: 12
Coding region: 380-1612 (410 amino acids)
Source: RefSeq, a predicted model, not a curated record
UACCUUGAAUGAUUUGACUUAGCCUGAGAGACUCAGAGAGAGAGAGAGAGAAGGAGAGGGAGAGAUUGGGGUCCAAUCUGUGGAAAGGUAAAGAUGACAUCGUUCUGUUUAGCCAUGGCUGAAAUCUGAGUACACGUUGUUCUUUCACGAAGCAGGUGAAAAUAACAAAAGAAGACGAACAAGAAGAAGAAAGGAAGAAAACCAAAAUUUUCCGUUGCGAAGGUGUCGAUAAGCUUUCUACGUUGCGGGUUAAUGGUGGCAAUUCGAGGCAAUCGUGAAUUGGUACUUCUGCGGGAUCUGCAGAGGGAAUAAAUUGGAUUUUUGGGAGGCAAAGAGAAGAUUGGGAUAGGGCUUUUCAGGAAGAGAGAAGGGGAAGGGCAUGGGUGGUUCGAAAAUGGAAGGGCCCUCUGCCCCGGCUGUUCGUCGAGAUCCAUAUGAGGUUUUGUGCGUUUCUAGAGAUUCAACUGACCAAGAGAUUAAAACUGCUUACAGAAAGCUUGCUCUCAAGUACCAUCCAGACAAAAAUGCUAGUAAUCCUGAAGCUUCUGAACUGUUCAAGGAGGUUGCAUAUUCUUAUAGCAUUUUAUCUGAUCCAGAGAAAAGAAGACAAUAUGAUAGUUCUGGGUUUGAGGCUCUAGAGGGUGAAGGCAUGGAUAUGGAAAUUGAUCUCUCUAACCUUGGAACAGUUAACACAAUGUUUGCAGCAUUAUUCAGCAAGCUAGGCGUCCCUAUCAAGACUACUAUUUCUGCUAAUGUUCUAGAAGAAGCUUUGAAUGGAACUGUCACAGUCAGACCUCUCCCAAUUGGAACAUCUGUUAGUGGAAAGGUAGAGAAGCAAUGCGCUCAUUUCUUUGGUGUAACUAUUAAUGAGGAACAAGCUGAGGCAGGAAUUGUAGUUAGAGUUACUUCAGCUGCACAAAGCAAAUUUAAGCUACUGUAUUUCGAACAAGAUGUCAAUGGUGGAUAUGGUUUGGCUUUACAGGAAGAUAGUGAGAAGACUGGGAAAGUGACAUCUGCAGGAAUGUAUUUCUUACAUUUUCAAGUGUACAGAAUGGAUUCGACUCUGAAUGCAUUGGCUAUGGCUAAGGACCCUGAAGCUGCUUUCUUCAAAAGGUUGGAAGGCCUUCAACCUUGUGAAGUCUCAGAACUAAAAGCUGGCACUCACAUAUUUGCUGUUUAUGGCGACAACUUCUUCAAAACUGCUAGCUAUUCCAUUGAGGCUCUAUGUGCAAAGUCAUAUGAAGACACUACACAUAAGCUCAAGGAUAUUGAGGCUCAGAUUUUAAGGAAAAGAAAUGAGCUUCGCCAAUUUGAGACCGAAUACAGAAAGGCAUUGGCACGCUUUCAGGAAGUGACAAAUAGAUACAGCCAGGAAAAGCAGUCAGUUGACGAGCUGCUUAAACAGCGCGACACCAUCCACUCUUCCUUCACCACCGUGGCUAGAUCAAUCAUCCUCGGUGGUGUUAGCAACGGCAGUAGUAGUAAAGUCCCUAGCGAAGAUUUUAAGGGCGAGAGCCCAGGGGAAGAUGGAAAUUCCGAUGGAAAGGACAAAUCAUCCAAGAAGAAAUGGUUCAAUCUCAACCUGAAAGGAUCUGAUAAGAAAUUGGGUUGAUGGGGAGGGAAUGUUUGGAUAGUCUUCUUUUCUUCUUUAAAGAUUUGGAAUUGCUUUGCAUGCUUGAUGCUGCCUGCUCUUGUAUACCCCCUAUUGGAUAUCUUCCCUGUGGAUACCUCCCAAGUGGAUUCUUUACAGUUUGUCCUGCUCUGUAUCUGCAAACACUCUCAUCUUUGUAUCUGUAUCAGAAUCAGCCUCAUAUUUUCUUAUUUUUUCAAGGAAGUGAAUAGCUUGAACAGAAGUUGUGAUGUGAUUUACUUACUCUUCCAAGUUUUCACGGUA